GGUCCUGGACACGGAGGCGGGGGCGGGCUAAGUUGGGAGAGUGAGAAAGAGACCCCCUGCGUCGAGAGAGGCAGGGAGCAGACACCGGGAGUGAAGGAAGGAGAGACAGAGUCAGGGACGUUGGCGACAGAGAUGGGACCCAGAGCCUCUGCAUGGAUGAGACAGGCAGUGGGGUGGAAGGCAGACUGGACAUCCCUGUGUGCUGUAUUUACAUGUGGUUCCUGGGACUCGGGAAAACAGAUCUUGCAGGUCCCUGCUCCUCUGUUCUCCACCCCCAGUACUAGCCCCGGGUGUCCCAGACUAGAAACCAAAGGAAAGACCCCAAGAAGCAGAGCAAGCCAGGGUGGGAGGACCACAGACCCCUAGGCAGCCCACCUGGCCCUUUGCAGGACCACUAGAUUUUACUUCCAUUCUUAAGGAGUGGGUACAAGGACUGGGAGGAGGGCACUUAUGACAAGCACUCAUGGGAAGCCCUCAGCAGGCUGAGGUGGAGAGGAGGAAGGGACAAGGGGACCCUUGUCCUCCCACUGCCCUCAACUAGAGCCCAGCUCCAAGAAGUGACAGAGCAGAGACCCGUAGAGGGAACAGGGGACCAACGCCUCAGCCUCUUUGUGCCAUCUGGUGGUGGAAAGGGAGAAAGACAGGAGCAAGAAGGAGAAGGGUCUGGGAAGUUGAACAGCAGGGAUGACAGACUCCAGGGGUGAGUUCAAGUUUAGCCAACAAGUGGCCCUACCCCAAGGUGUGUCUGAGGGGAGCCAUUUUGCUCCAGUGCCCUUGAGCUGCCUCUACCACUUCUCCCUGGCAAGGGCUGGCCCCUCCCCUUCCAGGGUGCUGCCCUGAGCCUGAGUCACUUCCCGAGGCCCUUGGCUAGGAAGUUACCAGCGACAGGCCCAGGCUGCAGAGUCCAGCUGUCCAUGCACCACCACCCAGGUCUUCCCAGGGAUUAAACGCGACAAGGAUGUCAAGCAAUGAGCGCAGUGUCUAGAACCCAGGGACUGCCCAGUAAGUGGAGCCGUGGCACCAUCUUUACACGCUGACCUUCAAGAAAGCUGGGUUAUCCCCCACACUAGUUGACUUGCUGUGUGACCCUAGGUAAGUCCUGCUCCCUUUCCAGGCUCUGAUUCCUCGUUUGUAAAAGGAGAGCUGGGCGGCUGAGCCCAGAAGGUUCUUCCUGGGCUGAUCUUCUAAGUCACAGGGAGUUGCAUCGUUUCCAAGUACCCAUGGCAGAUGACGGGGCCAUCCUCAAGGUCACCAGGGACCUGAAAGCUGCUGUCUCUGCCAUCCUCCAGGGCUAUGGGGAUGGGCAGGGGCCAGUGACAGAUGCCAGUGCUGAGCUGCACAGAUUCUGCGGCUGCCUGGAGCUGCUGUUGCAGUUUGACCAGAAAGAGCAAAAGAGCUUUUGGGGCCCUCCGAAGGAUUACUGGGACUUCCUCUGCACUGCCCUGCGGCGGCAGCGGGGGGACACGGAGCAGACUCGCUUCAUCUACUCGCAGGAGAAGCUGAAGACCCCUCUGGGCAGAGGCCGCGCCUUCAUCCGCUUCUGUCUGGCCCAUGGACAGCUGGCCGAGUCCCUGCAGCUCUGCCUCCUGAGCCCAGAGCUCAUCAGGGAAUGGUACGGCCCUCGGAGCCCUCUCUUGUGCCCUGAACUCCGGGAAGACAUCCUGGACUCUCUCUACAUGCUCAAUGGGGUGGCCUUUGACCUGGACCUGCAGCGGCCGGAUCUGGAUGGUGCCUGGCCCAUGUUCUCAGAGUCCCGCUGCUCCAAUUCCAGCCGGACCCAGAGAAGAAGACCCAGAAAGACCAAAGAUUCCCCAAAGAUCUUAGCAGCAUUUGGAGGCCCCAAAGGAGUCCAGCUGGAGGAGCCACUCACCACUCAAGCCAGCUGUCUACAAGAUGCCCCCAGAGGAGGCCAACCGGCUGGACUUCCCAGGUCUCAGCAACACCGACAUGUUCCCUCCUGUCUGGAAAAGCAGAUGAAAGAUUCCAGGAGCCUGGGUUUCCUCCAGGAGCAGGAGGAGCUUCAGCCAGACCUGGAGGAAGGAGCUCCGAGGCCCACCAAGAAAUUCCUAGAGAAGCCAAGAGCCGGCAUGAUGCCAGAGAAGGCGGGGGCCAAGGAAGCUCAGAAGGAGGUGACAGGGAUGGCAGCUGGAGGCACAGGGAUUCUGCCAGGUGCAGAGGUUCAGAGAACAAAAGGGGUCCCUGGAGAAGAAACAGAGUGGGGUCCCACUCAGAGGUUGCUGGUCUUCAGCCCCAGAGUGAAGACGGAGGGAGCACUAGCAGGGAGCAGGCUGGGGUGGGAGGAGCCUAACAUUCUGGGGGAGUUCUGGGUCCCCCAGGACCCGGGAACAAAGGAAGGCCCCACCACAGAAGAGCCACAAGAACAAAAAGGAGUGACUGGUAUGACCAGUGGGGAGGACCAAGCAGAGGAGCCCUUGCAGGACACAGUCAAGAACCUCAGACUUGGGCUCCAGAAGGCUGAAGAGCAGACCCAGCGCCAGGAGCAGCUACUGAAGGCACAGGAGGGGGAGCUGCAGGCCCUUCAGGAGCAGCUCAGCAGAUGUCAGGAGGAGAGAGCCCGGCUGCAGGCAGAGCUGGAGCAGCAGCACCAGGAGGCUGAGAGGAGGGACGCCCUGCACGAGGAGGAGCUCGGAGGGCAGCGGGACCUGGUCCAGGCCAUGAAGAUGAGGGUGCUGGAACUGGUUCAUGAGAAGGACCGCCAGUGGCAGAGGCUGCAGCAGCUCUCCUCCGUGGUGCCCGCCGUCUGCGUUGGCUGCGGCAAGGUCUUCAGCAGGCUGUCCCGGCGGUAUCCCUGCAGGCUCUGCGGAGGCCUGGUAUGUCAUGCCUGCUCUGCGGAUUACAAGAAGAAGGAGCGCUGCUGCCCACCGUGUGCCCAGGGAGGAGAAGCCCAGGUCACCUGAAAGAGCAAUCCAGGAUCAGCCACCCCACACCUACAACCCCACCCCAGUCCUCUCCCUUCCCUGCUUUCUCCAAGUCCUCUGGUCUGUCGGGCCUCAUGUUCUAGAAGCUGGUGAGCAAAGCAACAGCACCCCAGUGCAGGGACAGCGGCAGCCGGGGUGACAGUCUGAAGACAUUUCUAGCCCUGCAUGUCCCACAUGGAUGAGCAGAGUAGCACAUGCCCCUGGCUCUCAGGGCUUUGCCACUAAUGUGAGGGAGGUGGCCUACAGCCUGUCUACAAAGUCCUUCAAGGCACAGAAAAUCCAUGGCCAUACUUAAAAGCCAAGGCCCUGAUGGUUCCCCGGCACCUCCCCCCUCACCCAGCUGCGCUGCCCACCCCAUGCACCAGGAGUGAAGCUUGCGCAGAUGCCGCUUCUUCAGUAGCUUCUGGUCUAAUCUGCUUCACGGAUCUGUGUUUGAUUCCUUUUGUUUUAACUUUAACAGAUUUAUUGAGGUGCUACUGACAUAUAAUAAACAUGAUGGAAUUUU
This is a messenger RNA of Ictidomys tridecemlineatus (thirteen-lined ground squirrel), 3444 nucleotides long. Lineage: Eukaryota; Metazoa; Chordata; Mammalia; Rodentia; Sciuridae. The record is from RefSeq and is a predicted model, not a curated record.